AUGACCCUCAACAUCCAACCUCACCCCCCUCAGCCGUCCGUCAGCGAACGCAGAGGCCAGCGUCUAGCUCCCCUCCAGACCAACUUCAGUCGUCCCACUGCCCGUCUGUCCAGUCUCCCCGUUGCUCGCACCCAGCAGCGUCCUCGUCCCUCCGAUGCGACUGAAGCGACGGGCGAACGAGUCCCGCUGCAGCCUCCCCCGGUCAAGCGCCAAUCCUCCAAGUCGGGCCUGCGCAGUCUCUUUGGCCGCGAGAAAGCAGCCCGCAAACCCCAUCUUAAUCUCAAUAAUCAUAAUGACUCCAAGCUGGCCGAGAUCGACGAGGGCCAGUCCGUUUCAGUCUCGCAGACCGACUCCGCGCUGGACGCCCCCGUAUUAUCGCCAAGUCUCUGUGCCACCCCCAAGACGGCUCUCACGACACCCACACUGGUCACCUCCCCGACGGUAGCGCACUCGCAGCGAGCCAAGAUCCAGGCGAAGAACAGCAACCCGCGCUCAGCCAAGUCCGGUGAGGAUAAGCCGCCGGCCAAUGACCCCAGCUGGAAACCGCCUCCGCUGUUCCAGGCGUAUCCGCAGUCGAUCAAGCAUGGGACGUUGUCUGCGCCGGCUUUGUCGGCAGAUUCCAUCUUGCGCAUUCACGCGACUUCGUCGAGGGGGAGUAGUUCCCGGGACGAGGAGAUGCAGAUCCACAACAGUCAGGUGCAGAAUAGUAAUGAAUCGGCAGAUGCCAAUGCUGCCCGGAAGAAAAAGGAGGAUAAGGAGAAGAAACACCUGCGUUCGUUAUCGGAGACGAUUGGGAAAACAGACUGGACGCAGAAGAUCUAUGUGCUAGCGACGUCGGGGUACAUCUUGCAGUAUGCCGGGUCUGGGAAGCACGACCGACUCCCCGAGAAGAUGAUGCAGUUGGGUCCCAAGUCGGUGGCCUUUGCGAGUGACGCCAUCCCCGGAAAGCACUGGGUUCUGCAGGUGUCACAGAGCUCCGAGGAAGAUGGCACGACUGCGUUGGAAACGCCCAAGCCGCUGUUUUCGCGUUUAGGGUUUCACCGGUCUCAUACGCGCAGGCUGGCCCGCAGCUUUCUCAUGGUUUUUGACACCCCCGACGAAUUGAGCUAUUGGCUUUUGGCUGUUAGGGCAGAGAUCGAAGCCCGUGGGGGCAAGAAAUAUGUUUCCGAGCGGGUAUUUGACGAUGGGAUGGAGUCGCAGCUGCGCUCCAAGCCCAGCGUUCGGCAAAUGGUGACCAAGGAUCCCAAUCGGUUUUCCAACUCGUUCCUGCAGCCCCAGCAGACUGGUGCAGGUAUUGCAGAGGAACACGAGCAAUCGAUCGCGGGGAUGAAUUCCCGCCGCAGCUCGUACAUCUCCGUCAACCGUCGUUCGAUCGUGAAUCAGCCGACUCCCGAUUCUCGCUCCGGGUCGGUGUCCACGACUCAGACUGAUGCGGUAGCUUCCCCCAUCACCAGUCCUGGAAGUGGACGGUUCUAUUCUACCAUUUCUGCGAGCAGCUCGCCGAUGGUGGGAAAUGGCGCCGCCCCAGCGCCUGGGUCAACGUCUCUGGAUGCGCCUCGAAGCCCGACCUUUGCUAGUCCGAGAAAGCGACAAUCCAUGUACAUGUACAUCCCUAAGCCGUCAGCAACGCCAUCCAUGGAAGCUGCAAAGCUCCCUCGCCCACAAUCGACCGCGCCGGAUCCCCUCGUUCGAAGCACAUCACCCCCGGCACCCAACUUCAGCGUCCCAUCUUUCAGCAAGAGAUUCGCAUCGAGAACCCCCCAGUUAUCACAGAUACCCCAGAUUCCGAUCCACCCUUCUCUUCGAGAUUACGAUGAUGACGACGAAGACGACAUCAACGCUAUUGCCUCCUUCCCUUCCCCUCCCCAGUCCCCCAGCCGGAGCAUCUCCAGCUCGGGCCGAAAAGAAUCCACUGACCAACACAUAAUGACGCCCCGCGAAGCGGUGGCCAGAAAACAAAUCCGCGUCUCCAACUCCGAGGACUCUCUGGCAGAUCCUCAACGGAGUCAGGAACCGAAGAUCCAGUCCUUUCCGCGUGCUCCUCGAGGCAGCAUGAUCUCUCCCUCCAACCACAACCACACCCCGCGUCCCAUCAGCUUCGUCGCUGAAGACGACCCAUCACCAUCAACCUCAUCCAACGACCUCCCUCAACACCCACCUCCACCCGCAGAGGACCGCCGACAACAGCAGCCGCAGAGCGGCCGCACCUCAAUCCUCUACCAAACCCACCGAGCCAAAUCCCCGGCCCCCCCCAAGAUGGCCCACCGAAAAAGCAUGCCCGGCUUAUCAGCCGGUCCUCCUUCUGCUCCUCCCCCCAACUGUCCUUUACCCAAAAUCCCGUCUCCAAUCGAUCCCCCUUCUACCGAAGUAGCCUGGGAAGAUCCAGCUUCAUCAGCAGCUCAGUCUUGUAAAUCACCACCCCCGAAAGCCGGAAGAGAACGAAGAAAAAGCUCCGCUGGCGCCGCUGCACCGCCGACUUAUUCUUAUACCCCGAGACCUUCCAUGGCGAAUCGUCGUCCGAGCAUGCCUAACAGGAUAUAA
Molecule: messenger RNA, 2541 nt
Organism: Aspergillus wentii DTO 134E9
Lineage: Eukaryota; Fungi; Ascomycota; Eurotiomycetes; Eurotiales; Aspergillaceae
Product: peptidase family M20/M25/M40 protein
Exons: 1
Coding region: 1-2541 (846 amino acids)
Source: RefSeq, a predicted model, not a curated record